GAAUCAAGUUUCCCCUUCAACAAACAAUCAAUAGCAAGAGAAGUCCAACAGCAGAACCAAUCCUUACCCUUCCUCUUCUUCUCAACAACAUCCCAACAUAAUCUCUCUGACCCUUUUUCUUCUGUGGGCCUCUCUAUCUCCAACACCCCAUCAAAUUCAAACCUUUGCUUCCAAAUCAUCGCUUUCAGGAAUACCCUCUUCAUCUCUUUCACCUCAAUCCCUUCAAAUUCACACCCCCUCGUACUUUCACCAAUUUCCCCAACUGGGUUCUGAUCAAAAUCUGAUUUUUUUGCCUAUGCUUUUCUGAAAGCCAUGAAUUUCAGGAGCUUGGAGGAUUUCUGGGCCUUUUAUGUCAACCAGCAUUCAAAGCCAUCCACGAGGAGGUGGCACUUUGUGGGCACGCUCUUCAGUAUCUUCUUCUUGCUCUGUUCUUUUUUCUUCAGCUGGUGGUUCUUGUUCUUUGUGCCCUUUUCUGGGUAUGGUUGUGCCUGGUACAGUCACUUCUUUGUGGAAGGGAAUGUUCCCGCAACUUUUGGACACCCCUUUUGGUCGCUCUUGUGUGAUUUUAAGAUGUUUGGAUUGAUGCUUACUGGGAAAAUGGAUAGAGAGAUCAAGAGGCUUGGGAAAAGACCUGUGUUGCAAGUGUUCUGAUUUCUAGUCAUCGGAUUGGUCCCUUUUGUUUGAGGUUCGCAAUGACCUUACAAGAUUUGAAAGAACCCUUUUGAAUGGAAUCACAGAAGAUGAGAAGACCAACAAUUUGUCUUGUUACACUUCAUAUUGAGAACUUCUGUAUGUAAUUGAAUAAAACAAUCAUUAGAGUUACUGAAUUUCCAUUUGAUCAUCUAUAAAAUAGUUUCUUGCCUUUAAUAGUUUUUGGGUUAGGAUUGUAUAAAGGCCUUUCUUUGGUGUUCUUCCAAUGAUUUUCUAUACUUUCCCUUACUGGUAUCCAAAGAUAUUGAAGAGAUAUUUUGCAUGA
This is a messenger RNA of Vigna unguiculata (cowpea), 976 nucleotides long. RefSeq lists its product as uncharacterized. Lineage: Eukaryota; Viridiplantae; Streptophyta; Magnoliopsida; Fabales; Fabaceae. The record is from RefSeq and is a predicted model, not a curated record.